Molecule: messenger RNA, 3976 nt
Organism: Girardinichthys multiradiatus
Lineage: Eukaryota; Metazoa; Chordata; Actinopteri; Cyprinodontiformes; Goodeidae
Product: GEM-interacting protein-like
Exons: 21
Coding region: 164-3253 (1029 amino acids)
Biological process (GO): signal transduction; activation of GTPase activity; negative regulation of GTPase activity
Cellular component (GO): plasma membrane
Molecular function (GO): GTPase activator activity
Source: RefSeq, a predicted model, not a curated record
CAUUUUCUGCUAGUGUAUCUCUGCGUAUACAAGUUCUAGAGCAAAUUCCCGACCUCUACAACAGCACAUUUUUUUAAAAUGGUGUAUUGUUGAGUGAAUGUAGGUGCAAUGAUGUGCGAGUAUAUCUGUUAGGAUCUAGCUGGUACGUGGAAAGCAAGGAGAAAUGGAAGAAGGAGUAUUAAACAAGGAUUCUCUAACUACAGAGGUGAGGAAGCCUCUUAAAUAUGAAACCAAGCGAUACAGUGAGAUCUUCAGGGAUUUCGAUAAUCUUGAUCUCUCUUUAAUCUCGACAGAAGUAGAGAAUCUGCUAAUAGAUAAUGAUUGCCAAUUCAUCUCAGAAUCCAGCCCUGGAGAAGGUGCAGAGUUCACAGAGCAAAAUAAUGAACAUAUUGGUGCUGAGGGUGGUGAAGGCGAUGGAAACCAAACAGCCCAAGAAGCAGAGUUGGCCCUCUUUCGCUGUGAGGAAGGAGUGGAGACAGCACUGCAGUACGGCAAGAUGUGGUGCCGCUAUGCCAAGGACCUUCUUGCCUGGAUGGAGAAGAGAAUCUGCUUGGAGCAAGAAUUUGCAAAAAAUGUGAUGAAGGCAGCUGAAGGAGCAAAGGUCAAUGUGGUACAACAGGAAAUGAUGCCACUACAGUAUAUUUACACCAUGGCUUUGGAACAAGAUAUAAAGAAUAGUGUGACCUCCAGAAGGACUUCAGAGCUCUUGCACAACCGCUGCUACCAGGCUUUGGCUGACAAGAGGACCGAGAUCGAUAAGUGGCGCAGAGAGUUUAAAGAGCAGUGGGCAAGGGCACAAAGGAAGAUGAAUGAUGCAGUAACAGCUUUUAAAAAGGCCAAGCAUCAAUACUUCCAGCGCUGUGAAGAGCUGGAAAAGGCGAAAGCAAUCUCAGCAAAAGCUGUGGAUGAUACAGUUGGAGUAAAAACACUCGAUAAGAGGAGGAAGUCCAAGGAUGAAGCCCAGUCAAAGGUUUUAGAGGCAGAACUUCUCUACAGACAAGGUGUAAUUGACGCCCAGUUCACCCAAGACAAAUUAGUAAAGACCAAAGAAAGAAUCAUUUCUCACAUUCGCAAGCUCAUCUGUCAGGGAGACAAUUUGCUCAAAGAGGUCACAGUCAAUAUGUUCUACUACCAGCGACAGCAGACAGAGCCCAUGCCUCUCAGUUAUCAGAACCUUGAGUUGACUUGCAGAACUGUAGAGCCUGGAGAACCCUAUGUGCUUUAUGUCCUCAGCAAGCGUCGCCCUGAGCAAACUCUCCAAACCUUCACCUUUCAGGACUACACUCCUCAUGGUAAAAUCACCAAAAGAAAAACCAGCAACAUUCUCAGCCCUCUGCAGGAUUCUUUACCAAUGACAGAGGAUAAACCUUACAAACGACUCACUGAAGGCAGAAAAACAGGGCACAGUGACAGUGAGAGUAUUGGUGGCAGUUUGGAAUCCCUUUCGAGCCCUGCUUACAGGAGACUUCCUAAAACCGGAUCUACUUUGACAGUAUCAUCAGAUGAUUUGGAUGAGCGGGACAUGGUGUCAGAACCGGAGUAUGCUGAUGGCCAGUCGGUAAAAACACGAAUGUUUUCCCGAGCUGCACUGACACAUCGGCUCAAAAAAAUGAAAAGCAAGAUGGUUAAAUGCAAACAGUGUGAUAACUACAUUGUUGUCAGUGGGGUUGAAUGUGAGGAGUGUGGGCUAGCUUUCCACAGGAAGUGUAUGGAGGUGUGUCAGCUGGAGUGUGAGCAGAAGAAGGGCACAGUAUUUGGAGUGGACCUCUCUGUGAUUUUACAAGACAGGCCAGAUGAGGUGCCGUUUGUUGUUCGAUGCUGCACAUCUGAGAUUGAAAGUCGUGCUCUCUCUGUUCAGGGGGUAUAUCGUGUGAGUGGAUCAAAACCUCGUAUUCAGAAGCUCUGCCAGACCUUUGAGACACAGAAGGACCAGGUGGACCUUUCUGAUCUCUCUCCACAUGACAUCACAUCGAUCCUAAAGCACUUCUUCAAGGAGCUUCCGGAGCCUCUAUUAACCUUUGACCUGUACAAUGAAUUCUUGAGGGUGGGAAAGUCCUUUCAGCACCUAAGUGAAAGGGAAACCUCACCAGACCCCAAUGAGAUAAUGGACAAUAUUUACAAAUUACAAAAGCUACUGAAAAAGCUUCCUUCACAUUGCUACACGACUUUGCAGCACCUUAUUUCUCAUCUGCAAAGAGUUUCAGAGAAUUACGAUAAUAAGAUGUCCCCAAGCAAUCUGGGCAUUGUGUUUGGGCCGACAUUAUUGCGCCCUCUAGUGUCUACGGACAUGGCAAUGAUUGCCCUUCUGGAGACAAACUACCAGUCUUUGCUUGUGGAGUUCCUCAUCACACAUCAUGACAGGAUUUUUGGCUUUGAGCAAAGCAUAAAUACACCCCGUCCCCCAGCCCCUACAGCACCUCUCCCAGAAACACCUCCCAGAGCUUCCUGUCCCCUGGAUGGAGUUGUUUCGGACUUGGAUCUUGACACUUCCCCUAGAGAGCUUCCAAAGUCUGUAGAAAAACGAGUUAUCAAGAGAGACUCAAGCGAGGGUUAUGUAUCUGACAAGUCUUCAUCCAAUGAGGCAGUGGACCAGCUGAGCCUUGAAGCCAGUGAGAGUGCAGUCCUGGCUAUGAGAGCAACAUCAAGUGAUUCUCAAGGCAAAGCUGCAGGGAAAUCUUCCUCUGAUUCAGGCACACAACCACAUUAUCGUUUUACAAGACAGCCUGUGAAGUAUCACCGGUAUCAUAACUUAGGAACUCAAUUCUCUAACCCAGACUUUGCAACACCUCAGCCAGCAACUCCCAAAAGGGUCAGUCAUCGGAGUGCAGACAACAGCAGCAGCUCCUCUCCAGAGCCUGGAUCACAGAGCGUUCUACAAAACUUAGAAGGCCACUAUGAGAUCAUUCAGCAACCCCACCAGGUUACUACAAUAGCAGAGGGUAAGGUGGAUGUUCCACUGAGCCCUAGAGAGGUUGUGCAGUACAUGCUGGGAGUGGACACCACAGUUACUUCACCUGGAGAUGCAGUUCCAUCCAGUACAACUGAGAGGUCCCCUCAUGAAAUGACAAGAUGGAGACAAGCUGAUAACAAUGCAAAUUUGAGCAGUAAUCGACACAGUGUUGGACAGAAUCGCAUUCACCAUCCAAAAACCAUCUCUGCUGAGCAUCACCUGACCUCUCCAGCCCAGAAGAUCCUGUCUAGUUUGAAGCUAAGACGUAGCCACUCGGAGAAGGAGGAGCAACUCUUUGUUUAAGGAAAGUUUACAAUUUUAGCUACUGUCAUCAUCUACAUACACUGAAGGACUGCACUUAAUUUACACUGUGUGUAAAAACCAAUGGUGACUGAAACAGUAAAAAUUGACUACAUUCAUGUAGUUUUAUAAAAGAAAAUCAUAUACUGUAUUUUGUUCACUCUGAUUCCCCUACCUUAUCUGCAACUACUACUACAUUACUCCCUACUUUAAUUUUUAAGAACUGUAACUUUUAGAAAAGUUUCAUUUCUCAAACUCAAUUCCAAAACACAUGAAAUAAAUCAGGGAUGAUGCUUACCUGGACGCCCUAAUACCUCUAAAUCACCUUCUUUUAACUGUUAACCCUCCAGUAGUGUAAUGCAACAGCCAUACAGUAGAUGUAUUUUUCUAGUGUUAAUUAUUCAGUAUUUGAAUGUAACAUGCAGGUGCUUUCAAUUAAAACAUGCAGACAAGCACAAAAGCAUGAUUUUGUUAUCAUGUGAAGACCAUAAAUGUUUGGUUUUAUAUUUGUUUUAUAUUCAGUAUUUUAGUCUCCAGAGUAAUAUUGUCCACUUAGCUAAAAUAGGCUUUAUUAGUGUCAUAUUGUUAUUAAUAUUAUCAUAUCAGUUUUAGUUUAAGAUAAAUGCACCUUUCUUCUUUAGACACAAGAGGGCGAUAGUUCGGUGUAGGAGAAAACCAUGUCAGAAACAACAGUACAAGGAUAAAUAAAACCUUUUAUUAUUUGCA